CACUUAUACAUAGAGAGUUGAUGGAGUUGGAUUUAUCUCCCCAAGUCGCGGACAGCACCGUGUAUGAAGGCGAAGAAGGCGGAUACUACGCUUGGACGCCCGCCAAAUCUCCGGCCAUUCUCCACGCCAGCCUCGCCGCUGGAAAGCUUGUUUUGCGUCCCCGCACCUUUGCUCUGCCUCACUAUGCAGCCGCUUACAAGAUUGGUUAUGUUGUCCAAGGUACAUGCACAGUUGGACUUAUAUUCCCAAAUGACCCACAAGAGAAAAUCCUAAUAAUCAACCAAGGAGGCGUCAUUCCAGUGUCGAUGGGAGCUAUUUCCUGGUGGUUUAAUGGUGGAGAUUCUGAUAUUACCAUAAUAUUCUUAGGGGAGAGCAGCCAAUCCUACAAUCCAGGCCAGUUCGACUACUUUUUCCAGACAGGAUCCCUUGGUGCUCUAGCGGGAUUCUCCACCGAACUUAUUAGUAAAAUAUAUUGUUUGAACGAAUCGGAUUCAAAAAAGCUUGCGAACAGUCAAACUAACGCAUUGCUUGUCAAGAUUGGCGAAGAAAUAAAUAUGCCCCGCCAAUCCAAUUGCGAAACUAAAGACUAUGUCUUUUAUUUUGAUGAUUUAAUCUCUUCUGGUGUUAAUGGAUCGACGUCUGGAGUUAAUCACGCUGAACUAACUGCGAAGAAUUUCCCUUUUCUUGACAAAAUAGGGCUUAGUGCCAGUCUGGUGAGGCUCGAGCCCAAUUCUGUAUUGGAUCCGUAUUACAGUACAGAUGGAUCACAUCAAAUUAUUUAUGUUACGAAAGGCAGUGGUCGGAUUCAAAUCGUGGGCCUUAAUGGCAACCAAGUGUUGGAUGCUCGUGUGCAAAAAGAUCAUGCACUUGUGGUGCCCAAGUUCUUUGCGGCAACUCAAUUAGCUGGUGAACAUGGAAUGGAAUAUUUUUGUGUUUUCACAUCUCCAAGGCCGAUACAAGGGCAGUUGGCUGGGAACAAAUCAGCUUGGAAAGCUUUAUCUUUACCUGUUCUUCAAGCUGCAUUGAAUGUAUCUCCAGAGUUGGCGAAACUUUUCAAGUCGAAGAUAUAACAAUUCCUUUUGAGGAAUACAACCUAUAUUAUGUAUUUGAGUAUGGUAUUUGUUAGGAGGUGAACACCUCAUGUA
This is a messenger RNA of Sesamum indicum (sesame), 1145 nucleotides long. RefSeq names its product glutelin type-B 2. The record is from RefSeq and is a predicted model, not a curated record. NCBI's taxonomy places the organism in Eukaryota, Viridiplantae, Streptophyta, Magnoliopsida, Lamiales, Pedaliaceae. Gene Ontology annotation, molecular function: nutrient reservoir activity.